UACUCUAUGUAUCCUAUUUUAGACGUUGAUUCAUACAAUGGUCUCUCUUUUUAUUUCUGGGAUCUAAUUUUGUUGGAGUUAUAUAUAUGGAAUUUUUCUCUUUGAAUUUGUGGGUGCUUUGUUAAAUCAGAAAGAGAGAGAGCAUGGUUAUUUAUUUAAUCUGUGAAGCAGAAAGAGUGGAAGAUGGAGUUUCAAUUUCCUUAACCUGUUUCAAUUUGAACCACUUUUGGUUUCUGUUUUUCUUGUAUCUGGAUAUCCUUUCAGAGUUAAUUAAGAUGGAUCAAAAAGGGACGGGAAUGUCUUACAUGACUUAAAAUGAUUUUGAUCUUCAUAGCUGUUGCAUUUUCCUCUUCAUUUCCUUUUCUUCCAACUCUUACAUAAUGACACUGUUAAAAGAAGUUGUUUGGAUUUAUUUCUGGCCUCAGAUUGUUUAGGAUUAAGUAAAGAAAAUAAUGCAGAGCAGUUUUGAGAUAGUUAGCAAACAACACUCGUUAUACCUUCAUGUCAAGCCUGUGAAGCUCUAAAGUUGUAGAAUUUAAUCUUAACCUUUAAGCAGCUUAACGAAAAGUAGAGAUUUCUUUUUUUUUUCACCAGUUAGAAAGUUUAUGACUGUACCUUUUUGUGGAUUGUAUGAGUUUUACGCACCUCUAGAGGAUCCAUGCACUAAUUACAAGACUGGUUGGGUCAAUUCAGUUGUCUGAUCUGUACUGUGUAAAGGAUAAUUAAUCAGGGAUGUGAUAAUGCUUAGUCCUGCAGCAGCGAUAAAUUCAUUUUGUUACCUUUGAAAAUUUUCUAGGUCUUGUAUGUUUUCUUUUUCUUAUUUUACACAAGAUAUUGGUUAGUUAGGACAUCUGCAUUGGUCAGUAGAGACAUCAUGAGGGCACUGGAUAGUAUUUUUUUUACAUUUUAGCCUUGGUUAGAGGGUGGGCAAGAAGAACACCGGAGGAAAUUAUUAAACAAGGUCAAUAAUAUCCCAAGAAAUUUAGUUUUUAACUGAGACUAGUAGGUCUUGUUAUUCAUGCAUCCCACAUAAAGCUUUUAAUGUUAUUGUUAUUGAUUUUGUAAUUACUGCAUCUUAUAAAUAUUUUCCAAGUAAUAGAGGAUAUGAAGCAAAUUAAAGAAUUUAUUUUAUUAUUACUUUCCAACAUCUGCAUUUUUACAUUAUUGGUGUCUGAAUAUGCUUCUCUUAUGACAUUACCCGUUAGAGAAUUAAAAAAAGUGAAAAUCCUCAUUCUAGUCCUUAAAAUUGUAAAUUGUCAGUCGCAUAAAUCCUUGAUACUUUGAUCCCUGAUAUUGGGGAAAGUUAUUUUCGAUUUCGUUCUCUACAGUUGUUUUCCAGCUAAAUAGACUAAUAAUGACAUCUAUAAAGACAUGGACUACGGUUUGAUACAUGAAUUUUCAAACACUAGAGUGAGGGUUUACUCUAAUGAAGCUUAGCACUAGUUUUAUCCUGAAAAAUAUCAUAUAUACCAUGAACUUCUGUCACAUUUUCACUAGAACAGUAGAAAUUAAUGGGAAAGAGACACCAAGGGGACGUGUUUUUGAAACAAACAAUACUGUUCUCAAUACUUUCGUAGGGAUAAAGUGCAUGCCCCAGAUUUUAUGUGAUUUCCAGUAUUGUUUAAAUGGGCUGUUUUGUCAGAUGGGAGAUGUGGCAAAGGACCUAACUGCUGGGACUAUUGGGGGGGUGGCGCAAUUAAUAGUUGGCCACCCAUUUGACACCAUCAAGGUCAAGCUCCAAAGCCAGCCUACACCCCUCCCAGGCCAGCUUCCCAGGUACUCUGGUGCAAUUGAUGCUGUCAAGCAGACAGUGGCAGCUGAAGGUCCAAGGGGUUUAUACAAGGGUAUGGGUGCCCCACUUGCCACAGUAGCAGCUUUCAAUGCUGUUCUGUUUUCAGUUAGGGGGCAAAUGGAAGCAUUACUGAGGUCGCAUCCUGGUGCUACUCUCACAGUAAAUCAGCAGGUUGUUUGUGGAGCUGGAGCUGGAAUUGCCGUUUCCUUUCUAGCUUGCCCUACUGAAUUGAUCAAAUGCAGAUUGCAAGCACAAAGUACAUUAGCUGGCACUGGAGCAGCUACCGUGGCAGUGAAAUAUGGGGGACCCAUGGAUGUAGCCAGGCAAGUUCUCAGGUCAGAAGGGGGCAUAAGAGGUCUGUUCAAGGGCAUGGUUCCCACUAUGGCUCGUGAAGUACCUGGAAAUGCUGCAUUGUUUGGUGUAUAUGAAGCACUAAAGCAAUUACUUGCUGGUGGCACUGAUACCUCGGGACUGGAUAGAGGUUCUCUGUUGCUUGCUGGAGGCUUGGCUGGAGCUGCAUACUGGCUCGCAGUUUACCCAACUGAUGUUGUCAAGAGUGUGAUUCAAAUAGAUGAUUACAAAAACCCGAAGUUCUCUGGUUCAAUUGAUGCUUUCAGAAGAAUUUCAGCUACUGAGGGGUUCAAAGGCCUAUAUAAGGGUUUUGGACCAGCAAUGGCCCGAAGUGUUCCUGCCAAUGCAGCUUGCUUCUUGGCAUAUGAGAUGACAAGAUCAGCUCUUGGAUGAUUAAUUCAUACAGAAACACUGAUAGCAGCGGUGCCAUUGAAUGACCAUGUUUCCUUCUCUUUUAAAUUCCUAAAACAUUUUCAUUUCUUGCAUUGCAAUUGCAAUUAUGGCCACAAAAGGCUUAACUUGUUAUUGAUUCAGGGAAUCGUUCUUUCAUCCGUGGUUAUGCAGCAGCACUUUAUUUCAGAGUCAA
Vigna radiata var. radiata (mung bean) is the source of this 2729-nucleotide messenger RNA. RefSeq names its product mitochondrial carnitine/acylcarnitine carrier-like protein. Lineage: Eukaryota; Viridiplantae; Streptophyta; Magnoliopsida; Fabales; Fabaceae. The coding region runs from base 1427 to 2536 and encodes 369 amino acids. Gene Ontology annotation, molecular function: L-ornithine transmembrane transporter activity. Gene Ontology annotation, biological process: mitochondrial L-ornithine transmembrane transport. The record is from RefSeq and is a predicted model, not a curated record. The transcript has 3 exons.